AUGGACAAUUCAGUGUCAGAGAGUGACUUGAUUGUUGAUCUGGGGUUGAGCACGGUAAAUGCUGUUCGCUUAUCCUACCCAAAGCCGCACACGAUCUAUCUAUCUAUCUAUCUAUCUAUCUAUCUAUCUAUCUAUCUAUCUAUCUCUGUUCAUAUCUAUCUAUCUAUCUAUCUAUCUAUGUCUGUUCAUAUCUAUCUAUCUAUUUAUAUAUCUAGCUAUCUUAGUUUCUUCAAAUGUCUGUCUAUCCUUUUGUUUUUGAAUAUGUUUUAUUUAUAUUUAUCGUAUGUAUCUAUCUAUUUUCGUCUGUACAUAUCUAUCUAUCUAUCUAUCUAUCAGUCUAUCUAUCUUAGUCUCUUCAAAUGUCUGUCUAUCUUUUUGUUUUUAAUUAUCUAUUUGUUUUAUUUAUAUUUAUCACAUGUAUCUAUCUAUUUUCAUCUGUACAUAUCUAUCUAUCUAUCUAUCUAUCUAUCUAUCUAUCUAUCUCCUUCUGUUCAUAGUCUGUUUACAUCUAUCUAUCUAUCUAUCUAUCUAUCUAUCCUUCUUUUAUUAUUACCUUUUUCUAUCAUCAUGUUCUUUCUUUCUUUGCCAAAGGAAAAGAACUGUGUCAGACAAUCUAUUCAAAUAAAUAUUAUUUCCUUCCAUAUUUACAAACGCUAA
Molecule: messenger RNA, 657 nt
Organism: Acanthosepion pharaonis
Lineage: Eukaryota; Metazoa; Mollusca; Cephalopoda; Sepiida; Sepiidae
Source: the annotation of a GenBank genome assembly